This is a messenger RNA of Alexandromys fortis (reed vole), 2244 nucleotides long. It is a transcript of the gene Mgat4a, whose product is annotated as alpha-1,3-mannosyl-glycoprotein 4-beta-N-acetylglucosaminyltransferase A. Gene Ontology annotation, cellular component: endoplasmic reticulum; Golgi stack; endoplasmic reticulum-Golgi intermediate compartment. NCBI's taxonomy places the organism in Eukaryota, Metazoa, Chordata, Mammalia, Rodentia, Cricetidae. Bases 297 to 1904 code for a protein of 535 amino acids. Gene Ontology annotation, biological process: protein N-linked glycosylation. The record is from RefSeq and is a predicted model, not a curated record. Gene Ontology annotation, molecular function: acetylglucosaminyltransferase activity. The transcript has 16 exons.
CGGCGGCGGAGGCGGCUCCAGCAGCGUCGCCGGCGGCCGCGGCAGAAGCGCCCUGGCUCGCGGCAGGAAGAAGAAGAAAAAGAAGAAGCCCUCAGCCUGCCAAGACAAUCCGGACGAGCUUUGCCCACUGCGUUGCUGCCGACGACACCUCUGCCCCGCAUCUGAAAUGCGACUCGACCAUCAGUUGCUGCUUUUGCACUAGCACCAGGCGUUCUGGAUUCUGUUGACUUGUGGCUGAGGAGAGGCUGGUCUGGCUGUUGUCCCGAGCGUAUGAACCGGUGUGAUGGUGAAAUGAGAUGAGGCUCCGAAAUGGAACUGUGGCCACGGUGUUAGCGUUUGUCACCUCGUUCCUUACUCUGUCCUGGUAUACCACAUGGCAAAAUGGGAAAGAAAAACUCAUUGCUUAUCAACGAGAAUUUCUUGCUUUAAAAGAGCGUCUUCGCAUAGCUGAACAUAGGAUAUCUCAGCGCUCCUCUGAGUUGAACACCAUUGUCCAGCAGUUUCGCCGCGUAGGAGCAGUAACUAAUGGAAGUAAGGCUGCACUGAAUACGUUCUCAGAUAAUACCAUAAAGCUACUAAAGGAGUUGACAAGCAAAAAAUCCCUUCAAGUGCCAAGCAUUUAUUAUCAUUUGCCUCAUUUAUUGCAAAAUGAAGGAAGUCUUCAGCCUGCAGUACAGAUUGGCAAUGGAAGAACGGGAGUUUCAAUAGUAAUGGGAAUUCCUACCGUGAAGAGAGAAGUUAAAUCUUACCUCAUAGAAACCCUUCAUUCCCUUAUUGAUAAUCUGUAUCCUGAAGAGAAGCUGGACUGCGUUAUAGUUGUCUUCAUUGGAGAGACAGAUCUUGAUUAUGUUAACAGCGUUAUAGCGAACCUGGAGAAAGAAUUUUCUAAAGAACUUAGUUCUGGCCUGCUGGAAAUAAUCUCCCCUCCUGAAAGCUAUUACCCUGACUUGACAAACCUGAAGGAGACGUUUGGAGACUCCAAGGAAAGAGUAAGAUGGAGAACCAAGCAAAACCUGGAUUAUUGCUUUCUAAUGAUGUAUGCUCAGGAGAAGGGCAUCUAUUACAUUCAGCUUGAAGAUGAUAUUAUUGUGAAACAAAACUAUUUUAAUACCAUAAAAAAUUUUGCACUUCAACUCUCUUCUGAAGAAUGGAUGAUUCUAGAGUUUUCUCAGCUUGGCUUCAUUGGAAAAAUGUUCCAAGCGCCAGAUCUUACUCUGAUUGUGGAGUUCAUCUUUAUGUUUUAUAAGGAGAAACCCAUUGACUGGCUCUUGGACCACAUUCUCUGGGUGAAAGUCUGCAACCCCGAAAAAGAUGCCAAACAUUGUGACAGACAGAAGGCAAAUCUACGAAUCCGCUUCCGACCGUCCCUCUUCCAGCAUGUGGGUCUGCAUUCCUCACUGUCCGGGAAAAUUCAGAAACUCACGGAUAAAGAUUACAUGAAACCAUUGCUUCUCAAGAUCCAUGUGAACCCACCCGCAGAGGUCUCCACUUCCAUGAAGGUGUACCAAGGACAUACACUGGAGAAGACUUACAUGGGCGAGGACUUCUUCUGGGCCAUCACCCCCACAGCUGGAGACUACAUCUUGUUUAAAUUCGACAAACCAGUCAAUGUAGAAAGCUAUUUGUUCCAUAGUGGCAAUCAAGAACACCCAGGAGACAUCCUGCUCAACACAACCGUGGAGGUUCUGCCCCUUAAGAGCGACAAUUUGGAAAUCAGCAAAGAAACCAAAGAUAAACGAUUAGAAGAUGGCUAUUUCAGAAUAGGAAAAUUUGAGUAUGGCGUUGCAGAGGGAAUCGUGGACCCUAGUCUAAAUCCUAUUUCAGCCUUUCGACUCUCAGUUAUUCACAAUUCUGCUGUUUGGGCCAUUCUUAAUGAGAUUCAUAUUAAAAAAGUCGCCAAUUGAUCUAAGAAACCAACACAUCCUUUCCUGUGACUCUGUCGAUUAAAGAUAGUUAGCACGUCCUUUUCUGUUUGGACUCGAACACUACCUCUCGUGAAGCCUACUGUAGAUAAGAUGAUUGUCAUUUCCACUCAGACAGGGGCUCUUCCCAUGGAUAACUGCAUUCAUUUGAAACUAAGCUGUCCUCCACUUUGAACUUGACACAAGCGUUUUACAAUUCUGACAGCCUGUUGAUGCGACUGGGGCUAUUUUGGUAUUAUACUAAUACAUAAGAGUUGUACAUAUUGUUACAUUCCUUAAAAUUUGAGAAAACUAAUGUUAAAUACAUUUUGUGGAGGGGGUA